AUGGCUCAUAUUUCAGUCCCGGAGGAUAUUUAUGAAAUUAUUGGAAAAUUAAUGUUUGCUUAUGGCGAUGAAGCUGAACCGAUUGAGACAUGUCAGCAAUACGUCACCGAUAUUUUGCAUAAUCAGAUAAUGGAUACAAUAAAUAGAGCCAAGAAAUGUGCAACAUUACGAGGCUGUAAAAAAAUCGAAUGUGUGGAUUUCUUAUUUCUUCUUCGCAAAAAACCAUUCCAUCUUAGUCGGAUUUAUCGUAUGGCUAAAUCAGCAGAUUUGUUAAAAGGUUUCAAUGAAGAUUAUGAUACAGAAUGUGAUAUUCUGGCGGAGGUUCCAACUAGUAGCUCAGAUUUCUGUGGAAAAGAAGCACAGUCAAUCUAUGACAGUGUUGGAUUAUUCGAUGUAACGGGUGAACUGCAGAGAUAUCUGAAAAGUGAUGUAAAAGUUGAUGAUGAAAAACGUGAACGAUUGAAACGGUUGUCAGAACGUACGGCAUUGAUGGAUGAAGACGAAUAUAAAGAAUAUACGGUAGCAAGGACAUAUAGCUUCUGCGCUGGACAUGGCGUUAGGAAAGCAAAAAUUGGUCGAUUUCUGAAAUGGCUGGGCGAUCCUGAAAUUACCGCAAGUGCUUUAAUGAUCCUGAACUAUCUAGCGUGCGAAAUUAUUUGUUGUUUGGUCGAGGGCGCAUUAUGGUCACGAAGGGAGGAGGGAAAGAAUCAUUUCGUUGAUAUUUAUCCCUUUAAAGCUUUGCAACCGAGGCAUUACGAGGAAUCACUGCGGAAAAACAAAGCAUACAUGAUUGGUGGUAAUAUUGUUGUAGGGUCAUAUCAGUAUUGA
This is a messenger RNA of Cercopithifilaria johnstoni, 828 nucleotides long. Lineage: Eukaryota; Metazoa; Nematoda; Chromadorea; Rhabditida; Onchocercidae. The record is from the annotation of a GenBank genome assembly.